AUGGACUCCAGAUCUCCAGCUGAAGAAGACAGCUCCGCAGUGCCCUUCUCACCCCUCCACGGUGAUGAACGGUUCUAUGCUCGCCUUACUUCCAGGGAUUCAGCUCCAAUAGGCUUGUCUUCUGGAGUUUAUCGCAGGGCCUGCGGCCGGGUUCCUUUCGACUGGGAAACACGGCCGGGUACGCCCAAGAGGCCGACUGAAGGCGAAGCAAUUCCGCCGCUCAGCCCCCCACCGAUGCUGCAGGGUGCACAGCUUGCUCGACGCAGCUGCCGAGCCGAAGCAACCUCAACGCCGUUGAGGUUUCGGAUUUGGAACGCCGUGACAAGCCAUGGAAGCAAGAACCGGAGACAGAAGAAAGCACGUGAGUGCAUGUCAAGUCGUGGUUACUGGAGCACUACGAUGGCUUCUAAUAGUUGCUUCAUGAAACCAUGGAAGCUAGCAAUUUUUGGUCGUGUCAAGAGGUGGGACUUUUGA
This is a messenger RNA of Phoenix dactylifera (date palm), 474 nucleotides long. The record is from RefSeq and is a predicted model, not a curated record. NCBI's taxonomy places the organism in Eukaryota, Viridiplantae, Streptophyta, Magnoliopsida, Arecales, Arecaceae.